Molecule: messenger RNA, 1010 nt
Organism: Cephus cinctus (wheat stem sawfly)
Lineage: Eukaryota; Metazoa; Arthropoda; Insecta; Hymenoptera; Cephidae
Gene: galla-2
Product: MIP18 family protein galla-2
Exons: 3
Coding region: 401-868 (155 amino acids)
Biological process (GO): iron-sulfur cluster assembly
Cellular component (GO): cytosolic [4Fe-4S] assembly targeting complex
Source: RefSeq, a predicted model, not a curated record
AUUGUUUACUGCUAAUCUUAUAAAACAGACUACAAAAAUAGGGUAACUUACCCUAUUAGUUCCUGCAGAUAAAAACUGUAAUAUAAAAAUUGUACUUUUCAACGGUUUACGCAAUUUAUGUGGUAUCGGAAGCCCGUAAACGAAGUAGCAUAUUCCUUUGUAUUAAAUUUCACACUUACGUUACAUCUUAAAUUUCCAUCAUGAAAGAAAUCUUGGUAGAUUAAUUCACUUAAACUUAAAUUAUAUCCUUAUUAUUGUCGAAGAAACAUCACUUAUUUAACAAUUACGUUUGUCUUGAAUACGACGCAGACGCCUUAAAUGUCGUAACAGAGUGCAGCACUGUCGAACAAAUUCUACAGUUGCGAAUAAUCACGAGUGACAUUUUUAUUUAAUUACAAUCAUGGCUGACACGUUGGAAAAUAUAAAUCCGAAACUAUAUAAGAAAAUAGACGAUAGGCAGGUAACUGCUGAUGAUGAAAACGAGGAUAUCGUUGAUGAAUUUGAUUCUCGAGAAAUAUUUGACUUAAUUAGAAACAUUAAUGAUCCUGAACAUCCACUCACUUUGGAAGAAUUAAAUAUCGUUGAACAGAGUCUUAUAGAGGUGGACAACGAAAAGAAUAAAAUCAAUGUGCAGUUUACACCUACCAUUCCACAUUGUAGUAUGGUAACUCUGAUAGGUUUAUCGAUAUGUACCCAACUUUUGAGAGCAUUGCCAGCACGAUUUAAAAUCAAUGUACAAAUUAAACCUGGUACGCACAGUUCUGAAUCGGCUGUCAAUAAACAACUAGCUGACAAGGAAAGAAUUGCAGCUGCAUUGGAAAAUGGGUAUCUUGUAGAGGUUAUUAAUCAAUGUGUAUUUAUUAAGUAAAAGAACAUGUAAUGAGAACUUGUAAAUAAUAAUUGGUAAUAUUAUAUCUGGAUUCAAAAUAGAAAAUAUUUUGGUAAUCAAACAAUGUUAAACAGUCACUGUAUGUAUUAAAUACUAUAUAUUACAUGAUUUAUUUACAAUA